Kluyveromyces lactis is the source of this 765-nucleotide messenger RNA. RefSeq lists its product as uncharacterized. The transcript is spliced from 2 exons. Lineage: Eukaryota; Fungi; Ascomycota; Saccharomycetes; Saccharomycetales; Saccharomycetaceae. The record is from RefSeq and is a predicted model, not a curated record. The coding region runs from base 1 to 765 and encodes 254 amino acids.
AUGUUUCAGCGUGGUUGCAAGUUUGGUGUACUAUAUCAGAAACGGUAUGAUAGACUUCAUAAAUCGAUUUAUGGAUUGUCCUAUGAUAUGUAUGCAUUAGACAUAAUAUCUCGAUUGAUGAUGAUUUACAUAAGUCUGCAGUAUAUGUUCUCACCAUUAAUAAGGAAGCAAUUGGCCAACAGAUUUCCAUUGUUUUAUCCGCUGGACGGACAGAAAGUGGUUGUAAAUUUCUUUCUCUUGAUGGCCGAAACUGGGAUGAUCUAUUUCAAUCUUAAAGUGAUGAAGCAACUUAUCAAUUACAGGAAAACUAAGCACAUACAUCAAGGGUUUUCCGUAUAUCUAUUUUGGACAUUGGCUUUAUGCAUGGUAUUCCAUGUGUUUACCCUGGCGUGCUCGACAGUGUAUUUGCCCGAAUCAGACAUGGGUAAGUUCGGUAUAUUUUAUGUUGAGCACGUAAACUAUAUUUGGGUUAAUGUUCAAUUUUUUCAAUGUGUCAAAUUUGUACCGCAAAUUUCAUUGAACUGGAUGGGAAAUUGUACUAAGGGUUUAUCAUCUAAGUUUGUUAUAAUGAGUCUGGUUUCCUCUGUAGCGGGUGUACUGAGCCUUUACGUGAAUAGUACUGAUGCGACCAAUUUUUUUUUGGUACCUUGGAACUCUUAUCCGCUAUUUGUUUUCAUAUGUCAAACGAUGUCCGUUUUGCUUAUAUUAUACCAAGCACAGUACCUCUAUAUAAAAAAUAGUCCAUAUUUACCAAAGAGGACAUAG